This is a messenger RNA of Hydra vulgaris (swiftwater hydra), 1694 nucleotides long. RefSeq lists its product as uncharacterized. Lineage: Eukaryota; Metazoa; Cnidaria; Hydrozoa; Anthoathecata; Hydridae. The record is from RefSeq and is a predicted model, not a curated record.
AAGUCUUUACAAAGACAAACGGGUAUGACUAGUUGCCGAGGAAACGAAUUUGAAAAUGGUACAGUCUAUCAGUCAAAUCAUGGUACAGUCUAUCAGUCAAAAUAGCGUCUGUGCAGAGAAAAAGGAAAAAUAUUAAGUGUAGUUUGUAGGCUUUGAAAGCUGUAAUCGAAGUGGAUUACUGUCUUAAAAGUAGGCUGGAUAAGUUUUAAAAAACAGUUGGAACUAUCAAGAAGUAAUCACAACAAAAUCACAAUCAAGAAGACAUGAAAAACUCGGCAGGGACACAAACCGAUGACUUUGUUUGCUUUUGUACAAACCAAAUUUAUAUUUGCUAUGAAGAUAUUAAAUUGAUCGACAUUUCAAUGGUUGUCCAAUUGGAUGGAGUCAGUGAAAAUGGAGUUUUUGUUGCGAGAAAUUUUGAGGGAGGAAGCACACAAGCUUCAAAAAAUGUACUCCGAGUUUUAAGAGGUGUUUUAAAAAGAAAAUCAAUUUUCAAAAUGACCCCAUCAAAAAUGCUUCCAAAAGAUGUUUCAUUAACGGAUUAUCAAGAACCAAUAAUUUUAAAAAGUGGCAUUUAUAUGCGCAAAGUUACUGGUGACAUCGAAAAGUUCUUCCGCAGUAAGUGUUUUCUAGAGUGCGUUGGCAUUGCUGAUAAUAAAUCUAAUCCAGAUAGAAAUAAUAGCGUAAUUGAAAAAGUUAAAGAAGAAAAUGAAAAAUAUGAAAACCCUUUAAAAAAUUUCAAAGAACAAAAAAAUUCUAAUCCAGCGUCUGAUCCAGUUACUGGACAAGCAAACACUCAAGUUAUUUACCAUGAUCAUCCGCUAAUUAAUUCAAAAUUUCCUUUCCUUAGUGCUCAAAAUCAAGCGUCAGAGCAAAACUGUUCACAAAAUAAAUUUGGCAAUCUUGAAAAAAUUCCUUUGGUUUUGGAAUCAAAAGAAAAGCAAUGCCUUAGAGAAGAGCCAUUUUUUCCUUUUUACAACAAAAAAAUAGAAACUUCAAAAAUAACAUUUAACCAAGAAAAUUUUCAAGCAAAAAAGAACAUCAUUGAACAUAAAGUAAUGUCUUCGGAACCAUACAACCAUGCAUUAACACCACCAAACAACGGUAGACAAGGAAUAGAUUUUUCCAAAAAUUUUAAAAAACAACAGCGUAAUUCCAAAGAAUCCCAUCAUCCCAUUUUCUAUUCUUCUCCAUUAAUUAGAAAACACUUUAACCCUCAAGAAUCUUCUCCGGUCAAGAAUAAAAUGCAAAAACCUUUUUCUCGAAAAGCAAUGCCUCAAAAUAAUUUACGCAGAAAUGGCUCGCUGCAUUCUUUAAUGUCUUUAAGUUUCAACGAGUCUGACGAUGAUUUUAUGACAUCGUCUCCUCUUGAAAGUCCAAAAGCACAAAUUAACGAGUAUGCUUGUAAUGGAGUAUUUACAUAUGUUUAGAUUUAUCUUCACAAUACAUAGCCAAAAUAUCAAAAUAUGUAAAGUAAAAAAAAAUUGUUUUCAAAAAGUUUUAUAUUGGAUUUUAAUUUUAUUUUAAAAAGGACUGAACAAAAUUUCAAACAAGUUUGCUCAUUUCAAACAUUCUCGAUAAAAACUUAUGAACGAUUUAGUUUAUCUCAGGCAUUCCAAAAAGCAAAAUGUUAACUAAACCCAGUUUAUGUAUAACGAUUCAUAUGUACUUAAAAUAUAUCACAGUGCUUAUAA